AUGCCCUCCAUAGCGCUGCCGCCUAAAGAGAACGCUCUCUUUAAGAGGAUAUUGCGAUGCUAUGAACACAAGCAAUACAGAAAUGGGCUGAAGUUCUGCAAGCAGAUCCUUUCAAACCCAAAGUUUUCUGAACAUGGAGAGACGCUGGCAAUGAAGGGACUGACCCUGAAUUGUUUGGGAAGAAAAGAAGAAGCAUAUGAACUGGUCAGAAGAGGCCUUCGCAAUGACCUGAAGAGUCAUGUCUGUUGGCACGUGUACGGUUUGCUGCAACGUUCAGACAAGAAGUAUGACGAAGCCAUCAAGUGCUACAGGAAUGCCCUGAAAUGGGACAAAGACAAUCUGCAGAUCCUCAGAGACCUCUCCCUGCUGCAGAUCCAGAUGAGGGACCUCGAAGGCUAUAGAGAGACCCGGUAUCAGUUGCUGCAGUUGCGGCCAGCUCAGAGAGCCUCCUGGAUCGGGUAUGCCAUUGCCUAUCACCUUCUACAGGACUACGAGAUGGCAGCCAAGAUAGUUGAGGAGUUCCGCAAAACUCAGCAGACAUCUCCAGAUAAGGUGGAUUAUGAGUACAGUGAACUGUUGCUGUAUCAAAAUCAGGUGUUGAGGGAGGCUGGGCUUUUCAAAGAGGCUCUGAUUCACCUGACCACCUAUGAGAAACAAAUCUGUGACAAACUGGCUGUGGAGGAAACUAAAGGAGAGCUCUUGCUGAAGUUGGAUCGCUCUGAUGAGGCGACUGAGGUUUAUCGCAGGCUGCAGGAGAGAAAUCCUGAGAACUGGAGCUACUACCAGGGCCUGGAGAGUGCACUGAAGCCAGGGAGUGUGGAGGAGAGGCAGAAGAUCUACGAUGAUGCCUGUGUCAAGUUUCCUAAAGGUUUAGUGCCCAGACGGCUGCCCCUAAACUUCCUCAGCGGGGAGAAGUUCAGAGAGUGUCUGGACCGUUAUCUGAGGAUGAACUUCACUAAAGGAUGCCCUCCUCUAUUCACCACACUCAAAUCACUCUACACUGACAAAGAGAAGGUGUCGAUCAUCGAGGAGUUAGUGGUCAGCUACGAGGAAAGUUUGAGAAGCUGUCGAAUGUUCAGCCAAAAUGAUGAUGGGAAAACGGAGCCCCCGACGACUCUGCUGUGGGUUCAGUAUUUCCUUGCUCAACACUUCGACUACAUAGGCCAGCAUGGUACCGCCUUGGAGUAUAUCAACACAGCCAUCGAAAGCACCCCCACGCUUAUAGAGCUGUUCCUCAUUAAGGCAAAGAUCUACAAGCAUGCUGGGAAUAUUCGGGAGGCUGCUCGCUGGAUGGACGAGGCUCAGGCCCUGGACACUGCUGAUCGGUUCAUCAACUCUAAAUGCGCCAAGUACCUUCUGAAAGCCAGCCUGGUAAAAGAGGCCGAGGAGAUGUGCUCCAAGUUCACACGGGAAGGCACAUCGGCGGUAGAGAAUCUAAAUGAGAUGCAGUGUAUGUGGUUUCAGACCGAAUGUGCUUUGGCCUACAAGGCCAUGAACAAAUACGGCGAGGCGCUCAAGAAAUGUCAUGAAAUCGAGAGGCACUUUGUAGAAAUAACAGAUGACCAGUUUGACUUCCAUACGUACUGUAUGAGGAAGAUGACCCUGCGCUCUUACGUGGCUCUGCUGAAGCUGGAGGACGUGUUGCGCGUGCACCCGUUCUACUUUAAGGCCGCACGCAUCGCCAUCGAAAUCUACCUCAACCUCCACGACAACCCGCUCUCCGACGACAGCAAGGAGUCCCAGGCAGACAAUACAAACCUGACGGAUAAGGAACUGAAGAAGCUCCGCAACAAACAGAGGCGGGCGCAGAAGAAAGCUCAGCUCGAAGAGGAGAAGAAAAACGCAGAGAAAGAGAAACAAUUAAAGAACCAGAAGAAGAAAAAAGAGGAGGACGAUGAGGAGAUUGGAGGACCUAAAGAGGAGCUUAUACCUGAGAAAUUAGCUAAGGUUGAAAAUCCUCUGGAAGAAGCUGUUAAGUUCCUGACUCCUCUGAAGAGCCUGGUGAGGAACAAAAUUGAGACACACCUUUUGGCCUUUGAGAUCUACCUCCGAAAAGAGAAAUAUCUUUUGAUGCUCCAGUCGGUGAAGAGAGCCUACGCAAUGGACCCCGACCACCCCUGGCUUCACCAGUGCCUCAUCCGCUUCUUCAAAGGAGUGGCUGACAAUAAAGGUCUCCCCCAGCCUGUGCAAACCGUUCUGAAGCAGGAGAUCACACGACUGUUUGGAGAGAGUGAUCCUAAGAGCUAUAACAAAAACUUCCUGAGCAAGCACGCCAGCUCCAUACCCCACAGAUUAGCAGCUGCUAAGAUGAUGGUUUAUCUGGACCCCUCCACUGAGAGCCUGGCUGCUGAAUUGGCUACCUCUCUGGACGAGUCCCUUACUGGCAGAACCUUACAGGUAUGCAGUGAGGUGUUGCAGGCGCUGAGGGAUGGUAGUUUGGGCUCGGAGCAGCAGAAGGUUGUGGAAUCGUACCGCGCGUCCUGCCAUGGCCUCUACCCUUACUGUCUUGCCUUCAUGCCCCCCGGUUACCAGGACAAUGCUGCCAUAACCACUAAUGGAGACCUAUCAUCUGGUGACCACGAGGACAUGACCAAUGAGAUGUAAAAGGUUAUGAAAAGAUCAAGGAGGGUGUGGGUUUUUUUUUCGUUUGUAUUUUUUUUUUCUUUUUCUUUUUGGUGGCCGGCUGCCAUUUCAAGACCGGACGCCCAACAGAGGUUGUGACUGUACUGCAGUAACCAGACCAGGACUCCCAGCAUCGGCAACAGAAGUGCAAGCCACAGGGCGAUAGGGGAAAGAAAGAAUAUCUGUUUUAUGUUUUGGUUUUUGUUUCAUUUCUUUUGCCUUUUUUUUUUUUAAUAUGGCUUAUAACUAAUCCUAAACAAAUAACCAAUAAGCGGCAUGUAUGUGCGGAGUGGAACAUGGAUGAAUAUGGUUAUGAUGAACUUCACACCAUGUUCAUCUGAUACAUGCACCUCCUUGUCAUGUUUUUAAGAGUAAUUUAUAUAAAAGAAUAUUAAAGAGAACAAAAAAAAGCUAUCAAGGAGCAAUACUCUUGGUCCUGGUUCGACUCGGGUGGUUGUGUGCCAAACCUGUGGGGUGGAGCUUAAGAAGGUGGUGGCACCUGUUGCGAGAGACUUUGUGAGGUGGAGAGUGGAGGGAACGGGGGUUAAAAAGACUUGCUUUCGUUCGGUGAACAAAGAGCAGUUCCUGAGUCAGCCGUUAGGUGGUUGGUAGGUGAGGAAGCGCUUUACGGCUGCCAGAAAGAAACUGUAAUGCUCAACUUCUGAGCGCACCCGGAGUGCUGAGGGAAAGGCUGACAUGCAUCUCUUCAUUUCUUUUUCUCCUUUUGUUCCUCCUCCAUCUUCUCAUUCAUUGUCAUCUGAAUUUGGUUAUCCAGUGAAUGUCUGAACAGUGGUAGUGGCUUUUUGAGGCUUUUACUGUGACCAUAAUUCUUUGGUUUUUCUCUUUUUGGUUUACAUUUCCUGUUUUCUCCCCUAUCCCAUUGUUUUUUUUUUUCCCCCUUCUCAUAAGUUGGUUUGAAUAAUUCUGUCUUAUUCUCCAUAAAACAAAAGCCUGCCGAUCACA
Messenger RNA from Colossoma macropomum (tambaqui), 3585 nucleotides. RefSeq names its product N-alpha-acetyltransferase 15, NatA auxiliary subunit a (gene naa15a). Lineage: Eukaryota; Metazoa; Chordata; Actinopteri; Characiformes; Serrasalmidae. Gene Ontology annotation, molecular function: protein-N-terminal amino-acid acetyltransferase activity; protein binding. The record is from RefSeq and is a predicted model, not a curated record. Gene Ontology annotation, cellular component: cytoplasm; NatA complex. The coding region runs from base 1 to 2604 and encodes 867 amino acids. Gene Ontology annotation, biological process: N-terminal peptidyl-methionine acetylation. The transcript has 20 exons.